CGAACACAGCGCUCUGUGAGUGGUGUCCUUCUGCGGCCUCCGUAGGCCGCACUAAAACAAAAUGGCUGCCCCUGUUGACAACGAUUUAAUUGAGCGUGAUUUGCCUGCAGCCGUUCAGCUGUUGAGGAAUCUCACCGAACAGGUGGUCUCCGUUACAGGUCAUGUCCGGGAGCUAAUAACAAAAGUGAAAGAUGGAGCUUUUAAGACCUCCCAGGGCUUGUCUUUCUUGGACCUUCGGUAUCAUCUGCUGCUCUUCUACCUCCAAGACCUCACUCACCUGAUCAGCAUCAAGACCGAAGGAGGCAGAAUCAAAGACAGCGAGGCCUUGAACCGGCUGGUCACCGUCAGAACCGUCCUGGAGAAGAUGCGGCCGCUGGACCACAAACUCAAGUACCAGAUUGAUAAACUGGUGCGCACUGCUGUCACCGGCAGUUUGGCCGAAAACGACCCGCUGCAGCUGCGUCCUAAUCCCGAGAACCUCAUCAGCAAAUUGAGUGAGUCCGAGGAGUCUGAAGGUGAAGCUGGCGAUAAGACGGAGAACAAAGCAGCCCCCUCUAGUGGCAAGAAAUAUGUCCCGCCAAAGAUUGCCCCAGUGCACUAUGAUGGAGACAUGACCGAAGCAGACCGGAAGAAGGCUCAGUCGGAGCGCCAGCGGCGAGCGGCCCUCAGGAGCUCUGUGAUCCAGGAGCUGAGGCAGCAGUACAGCGACGCUCCCGAAGAGAUCCGGGACCGACGAGACUUCCAGAGCGAUCGGGACAGCCGCGAGGAGCUCCACAGGAAAAACUACGAGGAGUCGAUGUUGGUGCGUCUCAACAUGCCCCAACGUCAGAAGAACGCCAGGAAGAGAGGCUCGAUGUCCAUGAGCGGCCAGCUGAGCGGCAUCACGCACUUCGGUGACAUCACAGCGCUGACGGGCGGCGAGCCCACGCAGGAUGGGGAUGAAUCUCGUCCCAAGAAGAAGAAGAAAGUCAUGAAGAAAAAGACCAAAAGAAGAGCUUUCAAGAAGCACAGAUAAAGCUGAAGUGCAGAGUGAAGACCAAACAUCCACCAUCGCUUUAUGCUUCCAUGGACUUCAUUACCUUUUAGUCAGUCAUUUAUUCCCCACUUCACUGAUUUCUUGUGGAAUAAACUGUUCUUGUUGA
Molecule: messenger RNA, 1142 nt
Organism: Pungitius pungitius (ninespine stickleback)
Lineage: Eukaryota; Metazoa; Chordata; Actinopteri; Perciformes; Gasterosteidae
Gene: ngdn
Product: neuroguidin, EIF4E binding protein
Exons: 11
Coding region: 62-1015 (317 amino acids)
Biological process (GO): maturation of SSU-rRNA from tricistronic rRNA transcript (SSU-rRNA, 5.8S rRNA, LSU-rRNA)
Cellular component (GO): small-subunit processome; nucleolus
Source: RefSeq, a predicted model, not a curated record